UGCUUUGUUUAAUAAAGAGAGAGUUCAGUAGCUUUUGUACCUAUAUUUGAGGGUCAUGGCCUCCUUUGCUGUGCUAUUCUCACACUUUGCAAUUCUUCUGCUGUCUGUUUUGUCUUUGGGAAGUUCAUUGAGCUUAGACUACUAUGAGAAGACAUGCCCCGGUGCCGACUUCAUCGUUACUAAAGCUGUCAGGGCUGCAGCAUAUAAAGACAAGACUGUUCCUGCUGCACUUCUCCGGAUGCACUUUCAUGACUGCUUUAUUAGGGGUUGUGAUGCAUCUAUACUGCUGAAUUCUGUAGGGAACAACAUAGCAGAGAAAGAUGGGCCACCUAAUCUGUCUUUGCACUCGUUUUUUGUGAUCGACAAUGCGAAGAAAGAACUGGAAUCUUAUUGUCCUGGUGUUGUCUCUUGUGCUGAUAUAUUGGCUUUGGCUGCAAGAGAUGCAAUUGUGCUUUCUGGAGGUCCAACAUGGGAUGUUCCUAAAGGAAGAAAGGAUGGAAGGAUAUCAAAGGCCAGUGAAACAAUACAAUUGCCAUCUCCAAGCUUCAACAUAUCUCAGCUGCAACAGAGCUUCUCACAAAGGGGAUUAUCCCUGGACGACUUAGUUGCUCUUUCAGGAGGACACACCUUAGGAUUUGCUCAUUGCUCAUCCUUCCAAGGUAGAAUCCGCAACUUCAGUCCGGCCAGCAACGUUGACCCUGAAAUGAACCCAUCCUUCGCAGCAAGUCUACGAAACAUGUGCCCAGUAAACAACAAGGUAAAAAAUGCUGGGUCUAACAUGGAUACUUCUCCAACCACAUUUGACAACAAUUACUACAGAUUGAUACUCCAAAAGAAGGGCCUGUUUUCUUCUGAUCAAGCUCUGCUCAACUUUCCUAAGACCAACAAUCUUGUUUAUAAGUUUGCAAGCUCAAAGGAAGCUUUUAACCGUGCAUUUGUUAAUUCUAUGAUCAAGAUGAGUAGCAUCACGGGAGGUCAGGAGAUCAGGAAGAAUUGUAGGGCAGUGAACUAAAAGCUACUCCUAGUCUAUGUGUUUUGUUUGCUAGCUUGUAUUCAGUAAUGAGAGUAAAGUGCCCAUUACUAGCUUGUAUUCAGUACUGUUGAAAUCGCGGUACAAAUAUUUUCUUCUAUAUUAUCACCAAUGGGAUGCCUUUAUUUUUGCC
Molecule: messenger RNA, 1163 nt
Organism: Cucumis melo (muskmelon)
Lineage: Eukaryota; Viridiplantae; Streptophyta; Magnoliopsida; Cucurbitales; Cucurbitaceae
Product: peroxidase 64-like
Exons: 4
Coding region: 56-1012 (318 amino acids)
Biological process (GO): hydrogen peroxide catabolic process; response to oxidative stress
Cellular component (GO): plant-type cell wall; plasmodesma
Molecular function (GO): peroxidase activity; heme binding
Source: RefSeq, a predicted model, not a curated record